UAAUCUCUUUGGAUCUAAACAAAGGGCAAACGAAUAGCCAAAUUAAGUGAAUAAGGAAUUUUUCUGGCUAAGAGAGAUUGAAUGAACGAUCACUUUGUUUCUACUGUACUAACGGAAUGUUAGAUUGAGACUUUAUCUUGCUACCAGAUUGAAUUCAUACCUUGAAUGUUAGAUUGAGACUUUAUCUUGCUACCAGAUUGAAUUCAUACCUUGUAAAUGUUUGAAAUCUUCACUGAAAUUUGCCCAGUUUUCAGAGAAGAUGGAUUUGCAUAUGGGCAAACUAUUUGUUGGGGGGAUAUCUUGGGAUACUGAUGAGUGUCGCCUUAAAGAAUAUUUCAGCUCAUAUGGAGAAGUGAUUGAAGCGGUUAUCAUGAGGGAUCGUGCUACUGGCCGUGCACGUGGAUUUGGGUUUGUUGUUUUCUCUGAUCCUGCCAUUGCUGAACGAGUAGUUUUGGAGAAACACAUGAUUGAUGGUCGAACAGUUGAAGCCAAGAAGGCUGUUCCAAGGGAUGAUCAACAAAUCUUAAUUAGGAACAACAAUUGUGGUGGUCUGCAAGGAUCUCCAGUUCCUGGACGGACAAAGAAGAUAUUUGUAGGAGGUUUGGCAUCCUCGGUUGCAGAAAUAGACUUCAAGAAGUAUUUUGAUCAAUUCGGUACGAUUAAUGAUGUUGUGGUUAUGUACGAUCAUAAUACCCAAAGACCAAGAGGCUUCGGUUUUAUCACAUAUGAUUGUGAGGAAGCUGUUGAUAGGGCAUUGUAUAGAACCUUUCAUGAACUUAAUGGUAAAAUGGUUGAGGUUAAACGGGCAGUUCCUAAAGAGCUCUCUCCUGGCUCAAUUAGGAGUCCUUUGACGACUGCAGGAUAUAGUUAUGGUUUCAGUAGGGCGAUUCUCAAUGGUUAUCCUCAAGGUUAUAAUAUGAGCCCAGUUGGAGGAUAUGGCGUUCGAAUGGAUGGAAGGUAUAAUCCGUUUAAUCGAACAGGAUUCUCUCCAUUCGGUUCUAUGGGUUUUGGUGUAGGCAUGAAUCUUGAUGGGGGUGGUGGUAAUGUCAACUUUGGAGGAAACUCCAAUUUUGGUAAUGGUAUUGGAUAUGGUCGGAUUAUAAGUCCUUUUUAUGGUGCUAACUCUAAUCGUUAUGCUCCUCCAAUUGGGUAUGGUGGGAUAAACAUUCAAACCGAUCCUUGUAUAAAUUCACCAGCUCGGAAUGCAUGUGUUGGCGGUGUUGGUGGCGGUUGUCUAAGUGCUUCUGCAAAUAAUUCAAGCCCAAAUACAUAUUUCACUGCUGGAAAUGGAAGUUUUGGAGUGUUUGGAAAUAAUGGACUUAAUUUGGGCCCUUCUCAAUUGUCUCCUCAAGGAAGUGGACUUGCUUCUGGCUAUACAACAGGAGGACAUAUGGGAUAUGGUAACAGAGAAAGUCAUUACAGGUUAAGAGGUUCAGAAUUUGGUGGGAACAGUAUAAGAAAUAUUGUUUCAAGUGGUAUUUCUGAAGGGGACUUUUAUGGGAAUGAUAUUCCAUAUGGUGAUCCAUGGCGAUCUGUUCCGUCUGAGAUAAAUGCGCCAAAUUCAUACAGUUACGGGGCUGAUGGUACACCCGAUGUUACAACAACGGUUAAUAAAGGUUCUGAGGGAUAUUGUGGUCAUUAUAAUAGUUUGCCUCAAAGGCAGACAAAUAGAGGAAUAGCUACUUAGGGGAAAGAAAUAUUAGAGAAGGAAAUUUAUACAUAAAGAAACAGAAAGGAAGAGAGCUAGGAGGGAAAGUUCUGGAGUUAAUCAGAGACUUUAUUUAUUUUUCUACACAAAAUCAUAUACUACAGUUUUUUGCCAUCUUUGGGAAAUUUGGCUUCAGAUUUCCUGGACAUACCAAUAGCUGGUAAAGGUCAAACACAGCAGAGGGUAUACAUUAACUUUAUUUUUCUGCAAAUUCAUUUUUUUUAUUUGGCUUUCUAUAUUUGCUAUUCAUGUAUCAGUUUUUCUUGAGAAUUACUGAAACAUGGAUGAGGUGAAUGUAGUUGGUUAAUACUCAAUGAGUUUUAGUUUAUAUGAAAAUAAGCUAUGCAACAAUUACAGAAGGAUUGUGAAUAUGAGUUUUUCUUUUUUGAAUUUUGGUCGUUUCUCGACCCCUUUCCCUUAGGAUUAGUCAGUUCUAUUUCUCGAUGGAGGCAGUUUAUAUCGGGAGCUCGAACUUUGAAUUGUACCUAAUAACAUGUUAUUAGUUAUUAGAUAAGAACUAUAGGUUUUUUUUUCCAAAUUGACAAAUGGUCUGUCUUCAUAAUUGAUCCUUCAUUUUUUGCCCCUGAACUUG
This is a messenger RNA of Impatiens glandulifera, 2300 nucleotides long. RefSeq names its product heterogeneous nuclear ribonucleoprotein 1-like. NCBI's taxonomy places the organism in Eukaryota, Viridiplantae, Streptophyta, Magnoliopsida, Ericales, Balsaminaceae. Gene Ontology annotation, molecular function: RNA binding. The record is from RefSeq and is a predicted model, not a curated record. The coding region runs from base 260 to 1687 and encodes 475 amino acids. The transcript has 6 exons.